Molecule: messenger RNA, 990 nt
Organism: Drosophila sulfurigaster albostrigata
Lineage: Eukaryota; Metazoa; Arthropoda; Insecta; Diptera; Drosophilidae
Gene: Obp8a
Exons: 3
Coding region: 340-801 (153 amino acids)
Molecular function (GO): odorant binding
Source: RefSeq, a predicted model, not a curated record
AACAUAAAACAGAUGACGAGCAGCAGCUGUGACUGCCAAUCGAAUUCGCUUUGGUUACCCAACUGGAUAUGGAUAUCGCAUCGCUGUUGGGCUUCUCAUUCACGUUACGUUAACGUGCCAAAUGCCCCUUGCUUACGUCACAUUAACCUCCCUCCUGCCACGCUCCACUGAUUGCAGCAGUCCAAUAUGAGUAGAAUAGAGAAUACUGGGCUGCCUGCUCUCCAGUUAAUCCUCAAGUGAGAUAAGUGCAGUCUUUAAAUUAAUAGUUGCUUUCAAUUUAAAUCUCUGAGUAUUUGCAAUGUUUUUUCGUCUCAGUGCAGCUUCAUCUGUGGACCCGAGAUGAUAUUAAUACAAUGUCAGUUCGUAUUAACGUUACUCUUCACACUGCUGCCGCUACUGCGCGCGAGGUCGCCACAAUCGCUGGCUAUAGUGCGCGCACGUGACGAAUGCGCUCACAGCGGUCGGCUAACAGCCGAACAGAGACGAACACUCGAUCGGCUCGAGUAUGCGAACGAGCUGUGGGUGCAACGCUAUCUGCACUGCUUUUGGACGCAGCUGCAGCUGUGGGAGGAUAACGAUGGCUUCAAUACCAUGCGCAUUGUGCAGACCUACGGUGGACCACAUCGCUUCAAUGUGGAGCAAGCCUUGCCAGUCAUCGGCGGCUGCAAUGCGCAUGCUCGGCGCACUUCGACGGGCAACGCCAUCGACUGGUGUUACAAGGCGUUUGUAUGUAUACUGCGCACUCCAGUGGGCGAUUGGUAUCGACACUAUAUGCUGGAUAUAAUCAAUGGCAACGCUUAAAAGUAAAGUCAAAAUAAAUAAUCGAUGCUGCUUGCUGUUCAAUGUUCGUUAGUCAUCUCAAGGCGGCAACAGUAAUCAGUCACAGUAGACUUAGGCAACAAAAUUCAACAAAUUGAAGACUCUGAAGGCUUUGACAAAACCAAUCUGAAAACAAAUAACCGGCAAAGAUGGAAAACAGUAAUAUGCGCG